This is a messenger RNA of Aspergillus sclerotioniger CBS 115572, 864 nucleotides long. Its product is annotated as acetate uptake transporter family protein. Gene Ontology annotation, molecular function: acetate transmembrane transporter activity. The transcript has 3 exons. The coding region runs from base 1 to 864 and encodes 287 amino acids. Gene Ontology annotation, cellular component: plasma membrane. Lineage: Eukaryota; Fungi; Ascomycota; Eurotiomycetes; Eurotiales; Aspergillaceae. The record is from RefSeq and is a predicted model, not a curated record.
AUGUCUGACCAUCCUAUUGAGAAGGAUAUGGCUCCUGAGCUCGAGUCCAACGGCACUGCUCCCAUCACCCAUGAGAUGUCGGCAGAGGACACUGCCAGAGCUGCUGCGCGCUUUGGCUACGGGCCUAUGGCUCACGUCAACACCGCCGAGGCUAACCUCCGCCCCUUCGGAGGAGAGUUCCAGCCCGGUCUGUACAAGUCGGUCGAGCAGCGCAAGUUCGCCAACCCAGCGCCUCUGGGUCUCUGCGCUUUCGCCCUCACCACCUUCCUCCUGAGCUUGAUCAACAUGGGUACUCGUGGUAUCACUGCGAACAACAUUGUCGUGAGUUUGGCGUUUGGAUAUGGUGGUCUCGUUCAGCUGCUUGCUGGCAUGUGGGAAAUGGCUGUCGGAAACACCUUCGGUGCCACGGCUCUGUCCUCGUACGGCGGUUUCUGGAUUUCUUUUGCCAUCGUCUUGACCCCCGGUGGGUUCGAGAUCGCCUCGUCGAUCGAGGCUGCCGGCGGUAGCAGCAUGUUCUACAACUCGAUGGGACUGUAUCUCAUGGGCUGGUUCAUCUUCACCACCAUUCUGCUGGUCUGCACCCUGAGAUCCACGGUCGCUUUCUUCCUGCUCUUCUUCUUCCUUGACAUCACCUUCUUGCUGCUUGGCAUUGGCUACCUGCGUCCCAAUGCUGCCGGCGAGCCCAAUCCUCCGAUCAUCAAGGCAGGUGGUUUCUUCGGUCUCUUGGCUGCAUUUGCCGCCUGGUACAAUGCCCUGGCUGGUAUUGCCGACAGCAGCAACAGCUUCUUCAUCAUGCCUGUUGCUCACUUCCCUUGGUCUCCCACUGCUCGCAGUCGUACUAAGACCGCGCGGGAGACCGUCUAA